Molecule: messenger RNA, 3180 nt
Organism: Contarinia nasturtii (swede midge)
Lineage: Eukaryota; Metazoa; Arthropoda; Insecta; Diptera; Cecidomyiidae
Product: major facilitator superfamily domain-containing protein 6
Exons: 6
Coding region: 1284-2978 (564 amino acids)
Cellular component (GO): membrane
Source: RefSeq, a predicted model, not a curated record
UAUCCGACAAUUUAGAAUCGCAACUUUAUUUUCUAGCAUUUAGUGUUUUUCUUUGUGGUGUGAAAAAGGUAACAUUGACGUAAACAUAAAAAAUGUCACACCAUUCGAUAAAACAAUUCAUUCGUUAAAAUUAUGACGCUUAUAUCGGAAUCUUCAAAUGAAUCAGUGUUCAUUUCAAAGAUAUAGUCAAUAAAAUAAGUUAUUCGCGUGUUGCAUUUAGAAUGAAUUUGUCGAACUUCAUUCCAAGUACUUAGGGCACUAAUUAAAUUCAUAUAAAAAUCACUUGAGCAACAAUUAACGAUCUAAACCAAUAAAUCGAUACAAUGUUUCCACUUGAUUUUGUCAGAAAUCUUCGAAAACGCUUCAAUUUUAGUGAAUAUAAAGCAAUUGAUAUAUCUUGUUUAUAAUGCCAUUAAAAAUUGUUAAAUUCGACGAUAAGUGUGUGUCGUUCGUUCAUUCAAUUGAUAGUAUGAAAUAAGAAGAAUGAACGCGUCACUGUAAAUAAAAAUACACGAAAAACCAAGGAACCAAGCAUCGGCGAUAGAGAGUGAGAGAAACAUCGUAUUUUGUUUAUAAAACCGUUCGAUGACUCGUGUAUUAUGUUUAUCGGGUACACAAACAAAGAAAUGUCAAUGUCUGUAUCAUAGCAUGCAUUCCAUUCGUUGCAAGCACCUUUUUUCGGUCUGUGUUUUAAAUGACACUCAGCUGUUGCUUAUGCAAAACACGCGCACUCAUACACGCUUUGUUUUGUUUCUGUUUGUUGUUGUAAACCGAUUCGUCUUGUGUUGAGCCUUGAAUUUUUUAGCUUUCUAUUUUUAUAUAAUUUGGCAAUUUUUUUUGGCGUCACUCACUUCACGCUGUUAUCAAAGUGUUGUGGCAAUUGGUUACAUUUUGGGCCGGUAAAAUUUAAAUUCUUUCAAAACUAUUAUUCGAAGCGGCACAUCUGAUAAGAUGAUUUUUUGUGUUAUUUGCAAAUAAUCGCGUAAGACUGGUUUUUUUGAAAGCCAUAAUUAUUAACAUUUAUUAGAAAAUAGUUCGCAAACUGAUUGCACACCGCUGCCGCUGUCGCUGUCGCUGUCGCCGCUGAGAACUACUUCAAUAAUCAUCCAGACAAGAUAAAAACGCGAUAAGCAAAUGUCCACUUUUCAAGAUAAUAGCACUUUGGUUAUUCUGUUUUCCUUUUUAUUGCUCCCAUUCAUUCGAUGUGGCAGCUGUUGCAAACAUCAUCAUAACACACUCGAGUUUGAUCAUUCGUUUUUUUUGUGGAAACGAAAAAACAAAACAUGGGCCAAAUUAACAAAAAACUAUUGCCCAUCAAGGCACAUUACUUUUUUAUGAUGGCAGCAAUGGGCCCAAUAUUACCUCAAAUCAAUGUGUUCGGCAAAGAACUUGGAGUCUCACCCGAUAUUAUGGGAUUUAUCACAUUAUUUUUACCAAUUUUAUACGUUCUCGCCAAACCAGCUGUUGGAUAUCUCUGUGAUUUUUUUCCCAGUAUUCGAAAGACGAUAUUUAUGUCAAUAACGGUGAUUAUGAUACUGUGUUAUGCUGGCUUUUAUUUGGUGCCAAUCGUUCCAGCGCAAAAGAUUCCAAAGCAAUCAUCGUAUAAUUUCUCUGAAAUAGAUGGCAUGUGCGAUAUAGCAUUGACGAUAAAAAAUGCCGAUUUAUGUUUGAUAGAGUAUAAAAUGAUGAAUUGUUCGAUGGAUUGUGCGAAAAAUGUCUCACAAAUUGGAUUUGUUCGUGAAAAAAAUGCAAAUAGUGGCGAAUCAAUAUUGCGUUUGUGUAUGGACGCAUUGAGCGAUGUGGAUGCAUUUCAAAUAAAUAAAACAUGUCAAUCCGUCAUUUGUGUGCCAAUUAAAAAUCAAUCGCUCGGAAAUUGUUUCUAUCGAACCACAACGUUUUGGUCAUUUGUUAUCUUAAUGUGCAUCGGCACCAUUGGUUUCAAUGUAGCAAAUUCGGUGAGUGAUGCGAUUUGUUUUGAUAUGUUGGGCGAUAAGACGAUGCGGUACGGGGCCCAGCGUGUUUGGGGCACCAUUGGUUUUGGUGUGACUGCAUUAAUAGCUGGUAUUGUUGUGCACAGAUUCGGUCUUGAUUCGGCCGAUGCCGUGAAGGCUAUAACGCCAGCAUUAUUUGUCAUGGUCAUCUUUGGUGUCUGCGAUGUGAUCAGUAUAAAAUGGUUAAAAUUGCCAAAUUUCAGAAACGAAGGUGAUACGAUUGCGAGUAAAGUCGGCGAUUUACUGCGACAAAAAGCGAUUUUGAUGUUUUUAUGCUUUGCAACAUUGGCUGGAAUUCUUGAUUCGUUCAUCAUUUACUAUAUGUUUUGGUAUUUAGAAGAAUUAGCACAAUCCACCGGUUAUAUGGAAUCAAUCAAAUUAAUUGAAGCCCUUGUUGUUGCUGCCGAGUGUCUUGGCGGUGAAAUACCAAUAUUUUUAGUAUCGGGCAAAAUUUUGAAACGCAUUGGCUAUGUGCAUUGUUUGAGUUUAUGCUUUUUUAUGUACUUUAUACGAUUCGGAUUGAUUUCAGUGAUACCGAAUCCAUGGUUUCUAGUUCCAAUUGAAUUCUUUAUGCAAGGUCUUUCGUACGCCUUAUGCUAUACGUGUAUUGUUGGUUAUUCUAACGAAGUAGCCCCCCAAGGCACAGGGACGACGGUCCAGGGUUUAGUGGCGGGGGUCGAUGAUGGCUUAGGAUUCUCAAUUGGAUCGUUGAUUGGAGGUCAAAUGUUCAAACGAAUUGGUGGUAAACGAUCUUUUCAAAUUUUUGCUAUUGGUGCACUUGUUACGUGUUUUGCGCAUAUUUUACUUCGACCCGCCAAAAAUUGUACACAUCACCUGAAACAUUCACAAAAACAAGCACAAAUCGACAAUAGUGCCAACGAAUCGGUCACGAACAAGCAACAGCAGCACGAAGGAGAUAUGGCUGAAUCGGAACCACUGCAAUGGAAAAGCGAUCAAGCGAGUAAUAGAAUACAUUCAAACGCUUAGAUUUUAAGCCAUUUAUAAAGCUACGAUUUUAAGUCAAUUUUUUUAAAUCUCCAUUUUGGAUCAGUCAUUUUUUUUGUUCGACAUAAGUAGGUAGAUUUGGUAAGUUUUACUUUUCCGCACACACCUAGUGUGUAAGGUAAAGUAUUGGAAUCGGUCGAAAAAUUAACACCCUCAAAAAACAUGUUUUCUGGGUGUUUUAGGA